Molecule: messenger RNA, 9717 nt
Organism: Amphibalanus amphitrite
Lineage: Eukaryota; Metazoa; Arthropoda; Thecostraca; Balanomorpha; Balanidae
Product: probable histone-lysine N-methyltransferase CG1716
Exons: 21
Coding region: 292-8922 (2876 amino acids)
Biological process (GO): regulation of DNA-templated transcription
Cellular component (GO): chromosome; nucleus
Molecular function (GO): protein binding; histone H3K36 methyltransferase activity
Source: RefSeq, a predicted model, not a curated record
AGCCAAAAAGUAGCGUUGCUUUGUGUAUUUCUGUGGAAGGGUGAUAGGCGUUCGGGGUCUUCGAGUUUGUGUUUGGUGUAUUGCUAGAUAAAUCCAGAUGCAUUGACUGGUAGACAUGCUUAGUUUGAAGGCUAAACUUGUCAUUUUUAUUUAUGAACUGUACAGUAGAAGGUAGUGCGGUUCAACUGUACGAAACGUUACAGUUAGCCACUGAUCCCUUGCAUCCUUUGCGGAUCAGGAUUGGCAGUGGAGUUCAAAAAGUAAAUAAAUUGAGGCUCACCACACACCAGCAUGGUGAGGAGCGCGGCCGCUCCUAGCGCCGGACGCGGCUCCCGGGGACGAGGCUCGCGCGGCGCCCGCAGCUCUGUCUCCCUGGACUCCACCUCGCCGCCUCGACGGGGCCGACCGCGGCGCGUCCAGCCAGCUGAGGAUACCCCCGAGACGCCGGUCAACGUAUCAGGAGCAUCGUCUCCCGAUACAGCUCGACGGGGCAGAGUGCGGCGCGUCCAGCCGACUGAGGAUACCUCCGAGACACCGGACAGCGUCCCGCUCCCCGAAACAGCUCGACGGGGCAGACCGCGGCGCAGUGAGUCGGCUGACGGUGCUCCAGAGACACCAGACACCCUGCCGGAACCAACGUCCACCGACGCGGGGCGCCGCGUCUCACGGCGCCAGAGGACGCCCAACAAGCGUUUGAUGCCAAUCACUAACGGUCGCGUGGAGUCAACGCCCUCUCCGGCUGCGGCGGCGCCGUCGGAACCGGCGCCCCCUCCGCCGCCGCCGCCGCCGCCGCCGGCGCCUCCCGCUACCACACGCGUGUCGACGCGGGGCGGUCGGCGCACCCGCGGCGCCCCCGCGACCGAUCGCGUCAGCCGGGGGCGGCGCAGGUCCGAGCCGCCGCCGGAGUCAGCCGACCAGGAGCCAGCAGACCCUGAUGUGAACGGUCUGCCGGUCGCCGACUCCAAGGACAAGCUGCAGCACCCCCACUCUCUGUCGCUCUGCACAGUGCGGCUGACCCGCACGGAACUGCCGCUGCCGGCGGCCGUCGCGUCAGACCCGGAGAGUUCCGACAUGUCUGCGCCGUCCAGCGUCGGCCCGGUGUCGGAGGAGAACAGUCUGAUGUCGGACAGCGUGUCGAUGGAUGUGACGGACCGGGGCGCCGCGCCACCCGGCAGUCAGGCGGCCGAGCGAGUGACCGAUGGAGCUCACUCAGAGAGUGAGACAUCGAGCCAGCAACCGCCAUCGUCAGAACCCGACGCCGAGCUAGACGAGCAGCGAGACGGACGGAAAGUGGGUGACGAAGGUGCUGUCGUAGACGUUGAACACGGUGAUGAUCAGGGGAACAACAGGGAGGAUGAGCGGAGAGCGGAACGUCCUGGCAGCCGCGCCGACAGCAGAGCCAGCUCUCCUGAUUCGCUCGUUCAGUUUCGUGAUCCUCACGCGCCCGGACAGUCGCUCGGUGACUCAAUGGAUUUGGACAGCACUCUGGAAGAUAAUGAUAUGAGUUGUGCUAGUGCGUCGGAGCAACGAAAUGCAAAAGGAGAGACAGAGAAGAAUGAUUCUACCGUGUCGCACGUCUCCGCGGCGCCUCCGGGCUCACCGAGUAGUGUUUUAGAAGACCGACAGGAGCCAAUGGACUUCGAAGCGUCGCCAAAUCAAGCCGAAGGAACAAACGAUCAUGAGAUGCCGGCGGCGGAGUCGCCUCCUGAUAAACUAGAGGUAGUCGACCGUGCAACUCCGAUUAUUGGUGCUGUGAACGGUGGAAUUGCGCGUGUGGACGCGAUGGACUCGCUGAGUCCGUCACGGAGUCCAGUGAUUGAUGUGAUGAACUCUAGCAGUCCGGCGGUGGACGUUGUGGACUCGCAGAGUCCCGUCGUGGAUGUUCAGGACUCGUCCAGUCCCGCUGUGGAUGUAAUGAACUCGCAAAGUCCGACUCCAGUGGUUCCGCCGAACCCGGUUGUGAAUGUAGUCAACCAUCAAAGUCCCGAGGAGCACGACUCGCAUAAUUCAACAGUCGACCUUGUGGACUCCAGGAGUCCUGCUGUGGAGGUGGUGGACUCGCGGAGUCCGUCGUUGGACGUUCAGAACUCGCGUAGUCCGGCUAUUGAUGUGCUGGAUUAUCGAAGUCCGGCAGCUGAGACGCAGGACUCGCACAGUCUCGUAGCUGAUGCGCUGGAUCGGGCGCUGGACUCUCGAAGUCCGGCAGUGGAUGCACUGGACUCUCGCAGUACGGCUGCGGACGCUCUGGACUCUCGGAGUCCGGCAGUGGAUGUGCUGGACCGGGCGCUGGAUUCUCGCAGCCCGGCUUUGGAUGCACUGGACUCUCGGAGUCCGGCUGUGGAUGCGCCGGACUCCCGGAGUCCGCUGCCGUCGCCAGUGCCGCCGCCGGAUGUCGACGAGAACGCGUGUAGCCUGCCGCCGAUGGUGUCCAAGGCGUCUGACUCGGAGGACAGUCGGCCGCCGGCGCCGCUGGCAACUCUGGCGGCCCGGCCUGACGCCGACACGGACACCCCGGAGCCCAUGGAGGCGUCUGCAGGUCCUGAGAACGUGGUCAGCUCCGUUCCUGGCGGGACCUCGCCGGUGAGAGAAAUGUCACCGGUAGGUGUCGCUGCGAGCGCCGAGCGCGCGCCUCCGCCACCUCCAGCAGAAGCGAUAUCCUUAUCGUCGCCAUCUCCUGUCGAGCAGACUCCCAUGCCGUCCCCGCCGGUGGACCUGGGGAGCGCGCCGUCACCGAUGGCGGAAGUGACGCCAAUGCCUUCGCCGCCAGUUGAGUUAGACCGACCGACAUCAUCGUCUCCGACAGUGGAUGUGACGUCACCACCGUCGCCUCCGACGGCUGAAGUCACGCCGAUGCCGUCACCACCGAUUGACGUCGGUCAGAUACCGUCGCCGCCACCGAAGGAGAUGGCGUCGUCGCCUUCGGUGGAUGUUCGUAGUGAAACUUCACCUCAGCACGGUGAGGAGCCCAGUUUGUCUUCCGUGAACGCACCGUCCCCAGCUCACGAGAGUGAGGAUGUUGUGUCUCAAUCGUCUCUCCCGGAGAAACGCUCUUCUCCGCUUCCGCCUUCUUCAGUUGCUGAUCAUCCGACGGCGUCUUCAGACCUCUCAAUGGAUACAGAUCGCCCGCCUUCUUCUCCGCGGAAGGAGGAUGUCACUGUUGUAACGAUGGAAGAACCUGAACCACCCCCAGUGCCGACUGAUGGGAUUACUGUCUCUUCAAUACCGCCUGACCGUCGAAACACUUCUUCACCAUUGCGACAAGAAAUUUCCUCCCCGGAGCCGCCGGCCAAGGAUGCAACGGCUUCCUCUCCAUCCUGUUCACCACAGCCGCCGCCGCCAGACGAUCCUUCGUCCCGUAAUCUGGUAGUCUCAGACGACCUCCCACCACUGCCAGAUACUCCGUCUUCCCAUCCUCUGUCAGUCUCUAAUGACCAUCCACCGGCUCCAGAAGCUCCGUCAACGGAGGUCUCCUCUCCGCCGCCGCCGCCGCCGCCGGCUGAAGACGCGGCCACCGUGGAGGGCAAGCCAGCGACGCCGGCUGAAGAGCCUCCCUCCGUGGAGGGCGAGCCAGCGCCGCCGGCUGAAGAGCCUCCCUCGGUGGAGGACGAGCCGGCCCCGUCUCCAAUGUCGGAGGACGGCGCCCGCAGUCCCCUGAUCGCCUACUCUGACGACGACGACGACCUGUCAGAGUUCUGGCCGCUGCCGCCGAGCCUGGGCCGACCCGUGAAGCCGCCCUCCAUCGAAGGCGAGUCUGGCUCUGCUGAGAGCGACGCCGUCACGCCGACACCGACGGAGGAUGCCGAUAGACCGCCGUCGGGGGGUCGCCGACUGUCGUCAGGGUCUCUGGAUGAUAUCCCGCGGCCGUCGUCACCGCUGGACGUGCGCGAGAAGGGUUCAACGUCGCCGACGGCGCUGAAUAAGAAACUGAAGUCGCUGGAGGUGAGCGACUCGUCGGCGAAGCGCCGCGGUGGCUCGACUAGGCGCGGAUCUAUUGGGGAUACCGGUCUGUAUCAGGGUGAUGUCGAGAUGCGCACCGUGUCGAAAAGUGACGCAGAGCGGGCGGCGGCCGUGUGUGAUAUCCCGCUGCCUGGGGAUUCGGUCGCGCCGCCGCUGCCCUCCGCACCGACGGAUAUGGAGAUAUCGACCCCGGACGGCUCGGAAGAUGAGGGUACCGGACGCGAGCCGGGGACUCGCGCGCCCGCGCAGAGUGAAGGUGAACCCGCCGCGCGUCGUAACUGCUCAGUGGAGAGCGGCGACCGCGCGUCGCCGUUCAUGGGUAUGUUUGACGAGGACGAGGGGCCACCGGCGGAGGCCCAGUCAGGUGGUGAGGUAGCCGACGGCGCCAGCCCGCACCGGCGCGGCUCGACAGACGAGACGGCAGCGCCGGUGCGACCCGUCAUCAGCUACAGCGCUCGGAAGCCGCCGCGGCCGGCCGGCCCGGCGGCGGGCGCCGGCGCGGCGCGGACCGUGCUGGUCGGCCCGGGCCGGACCGUGCUUCUGCCGCCGGGAGGGCUGCAGGCGCUGCGCGAACUCGGCGGCAGGCUGCCCAUUGUGGCCCAGUCGCAGCUGGCAGUGGCGUCCCGAGGCGCCGUCAUCCGUUCCUCGCAACCUCUGAUGGUGCGCUCUGACGCGCUGAUCCGCCGGCCCGGUGCGGAGACUGGCGUAGUGUCGGUGGCCGCUGCUGGGACGGGGCCGGUCACCAAAGCUGCCACGCAGCCGGGCAAGAGUCCGCAGAAUAAGGUGACCAAGCCGAGACCGAGCAAAGCAGGCAAGGUGACCAAAACUGCGCAAGAGAAGGCCGCGGGAAAGUCAGGGAAGUCACCAGCGGCGAGGGCAAAGUCCGCUGCCGCGGCGGCGCAUCUGGAUUCUCCUUCAGACGGGACCGCUGCUCCGCCUACAGGGAAGGGAGCCAAGUCCGCCGCCACGCCGCCGGCCGACAAGGCAGCCGCGGGCGCCGCGCGCGCCACCAAGCCAAAGACAAAGUUCCUCGAGCGGCUGUCCUCUGGCAGUCCCAGCUCGCCGAAGCGCUCUCCGGCCGGAGGGAAGGCGGCGGCGGCGGCGGCGGCGGGUCAGGCGGACCGGCGCGGGCAGUCGGCAGACGACAGUGGCUCAGGGGCGACCGCGCCGGGCCCGCUGGACAUCCCCCUGCCGCCCGCUCAGGGUCCGGACGGCACGCCCGGCCGCCAACAGGCCGCGAAAGGAGACGGCAAGGUGAAGGAUAGCAGGGUGGACGCAAUCAAAGACAAGGAUAUCAACAAACUCAGGAAAUUCAAGACGAUCUCAGACUCGAUCUGGCUGAAGAAGCAGAAGCUGACGAAGCAGCAGAAGGAGGCGCGCCACAUGGUGUGCGACUGCUACCUCUCCCCGGAGGAGAUUGAGCGGGGCGACAUGGGCUGCGGAGAGGACUGCCUCAACCGGCUGCUCAUGAUCGAAUGUGGUACCCGCUGUCCGCUGGGCGACCGGUGCUCCAACAAGCGCUUCACCAGGAAGGAGAUCCACCCGACCAGCGUGUUCAAGACGGAGCUGAAGGGCUACGGUCUGCGCGCCGAUGUGGAUAUGCCCGAGAACGCCUUCAUCUACGAGUACGUCGGAGAGGUGUUGGACUCUGAGGAGUUCAAGCGUCGUACGAAGGAGUACGACCGACUUAAGUAUCACCACUACUACUUCAUGGCGCUCAAGGCGGAUGCCAUCAUCGACGCCACAGAGAAGGGCAACGCGUCGCGCUUCAUCAACCACAGCUGUGAUCCAAACUCCGAGACGCAAAAGUGGACGGUCAAUGGUGAGCUGCGGAUCGGCUUCUUCACCCGGCGGCCGGUCUCGGCGGGGGAGGAGAUCACGUUCGACUACCAGCUCCAGAGGUACGGUAAGGAGGCACAAAAGUGUUUCUGCGGCUCCGACAUCUGCCGCGGCUGGAUCGGAGAGAAGACGGACGAAACCUCCAGCGAGGAGGAAGAGGAGGAAGGGGAGGAGCCGCGCGAGGAGCCGCUCCCGGGCGCCGAGGACGCCCCUCCGUCCUCCGUGCCGGCGGUGGCGGCCGAGGCGGCGGCGGCGCCCGAGCAGCCGGGCGCGGCCGAGAGCCAGCCGGGCCAGCCGCCGGCCGAGCCGCGUCCUCCCAAGGUCACCAAACAGGCCAAACAGCGCCGCGACGCCGAGCGGCGUGAUCUGGAGAUUGAGAUCAACAAGCUGGUGUCGUCGGGUCUGAAGUCGAAGCAGCACACGCUGGAGCUGUCCCGUCUGAUGGUGCGAGCCGAGGGCGAGGCGGAGCGUCUGACGCUGUUGGAACUGAUUCGCACCGCCGACCAGCCCUGCAGACGUCUGUUCCUGGAUUACCACGGGCUGCGGCUGCUGUGGAGUUGGAUGGCCAGCGCCCCGGCGCCGCAGGGGACCAACGACGACGAGGUCUACAGGUUCCGCCGGAAGGUUCUGGAGACGCUCGUCACUCUACCGAUCCCCAACAAGACGUGUCUGACGGACAGUCGCGUGCUGACGGCUGUGGAGCGGUGGGCGGCCGCCGGCCAGCCGGCCACCCCCUGCACUCCUGAUCAGGACGGCACUCCGAGUGACACGGCGUCCGGCUCGGACACUCCUGUUUCCGGGCCGGUGCUGCCGUCCGUGACGGGAGGAGCAGACUGCCCGGAGGCCAGGGAGGUGGCCGAGCUGGCGUCCCGUCUCCUCGAGUCCUGGUCCGGACUACAGGAGGUAUUCCGGAUACCAAAGAAGGAGCGCGUCGAAAUCAUGCGCGAACACGAAAAGGAAGCCGACCGCGGCUACCAGACGUACCUGCAGCAGCAGCCGCGGCCCGGCCUGACCGCCGCCAAGAAGGGCUACGACUGGUCGCCAGAGCGGAGGAAGCGCGCCUGGGACUCGCCGGAGCCGGACGUGCGGGUGAAGAAGUACCGGCCCCUGCUGGACAGCCGUCUGACCAAGGAGGAGCGUCGCCAGCUGUUCAUGCUGGAGGUACAGCGCGAGGAGGAGGAGCGGCGCCAGCGCCAGCAGCAGCAGCAGCUCUGGAGGGGACACGAGAAACGCUGCGCCAUGCUCGGCCUGGAUCCGCACCUGACGCCCAUCUUCGACCCCAGCUACCAGUACUACUGGGAGCCGUCGUCUGGCGCUUGGCAGCCGUACACGCCGGGCGACCCAGCCGUGCCGCUGGUGCCGGCGCCCGGCGUCGACCCGCUCCACGUGGCCGCCCUACCGCAGCAGCUGGCCGUCUACCAGGGUAUGGCCGCCGUGGACCCGGCCCAGGCCGAACAGUACCUGGAACAGGUGGCUCAGCAGCGCACCGUCCAGACGGCCGGACCGCUCCUGCUGCCUGUCGUCCCGGCCGUGCCGCAGACGGACGCGAACGGCCUGCCGGUCAACCGACCCGGACUGCUGGAGCUGCUCCAGGCGCAGCUGCCCGGCAGGUUUCUGGGCGAGGACGGCCGCGAGAUAGCGCUCUCCUCGGUCCCCGAGUCGGACAGCGGCGCCGCCUACCGGCUGGCCAGCUACAACGACCCCAGCCAGCCGAACGUCAGCCUGGGCAACAUCCCGCUACCGGAGCGGUCGGCGCCCGGCCAGCCGCCGCCGCCGCCGCCGCCCCCGCCCGAGCCCGUCAUCACGCUGCCACCGCGGUGGAGGAUAGCCAAGGACGACAACGACCGCAUCUACUUCUACCAUCAGGUGACCCGUCAGACGCAGUGGACGCCGCCGGUCAGCGCCGACUGGAUCCCCCCGCCUGGCGCGGUCACCGUCCAGCAGUCGCUGUGGACGGCCGGCGGCUCCAGUGCUGACUCGUCACCCACUGACGGCGGCAGCUCCAGUGAUAGCUCCAGUGACAGCAGCUCCAGCAGCGAGGAUGAGAGUAAGCCCGGCGAUGAGGAGGACGAGCCCGUGGCCAACGAGCUUCCCGAGGACAUGGCCAAAGAGGAGGAUAUUGACCGGCGGCGGAUGGUCGACCAGCACCGACGGCGGCGCGGCAAACGGCGCGACCGGCUCGUCCAGGAGCGGAUCAUCAGUCCGGUGCCGGAGAUGAGUAAACAGGAGAUGCGCCGGGAGCGACACCGACUGAAACGGGAAGCCAAGGCCGAGGCGCGGAGAGAGCGCCGGCUCGACCCCGAGUCGGCGCCGCGCGGCCCGCGGCCCCGGCGCCGGCGGCCGGCCCCGCCGCCGGUCGACUCGCCCACCGGUGACCCGGAGCCGCCGGACGCCGCCGAGGGAGCCGACCCGGAGCCGGAGCCGGAGCCGGCCGUAGCGGAGCCGCCGGAGCCGCCCGCAGCCGAGGACACUCCGCCGGGCGACACGGAGCAGCCGCCGGACCAGAGCCGCAGGGAGAAGGAGGAGCGGAUACGCCGCUUCAAGGCCAAGGAGGAGGCGCUGCGGAAACACCAGGCCAAGAAACAGGAGGCCAGGGCGCGGAGAAAGCGCAAGGCGGCCGCCGCUGCUGCCGCGGCAGCCGCCGCCAGCUCCUCAAAGAAGCGCAAAAUAGAGGUGAAGCGAGUGUCGAGCUCGGCGGCGGCGUCCGGGUCGUCGUCGUCAGUGGCAGCCUCUUCCUCAUCGUCAUCGUCCUCUUCGAGCCGGAAGGAGAAGCCGACGACGGCAGCGGCGGACACCAGCUCCGAGGUGGCGCGGAAGAUCAAGGAUAAGUUCCUGGCUCAGAUGUCUGGCGUGAUCGUGUCGGCUCUGAACGCCUUCCGCAAGUCGGGCUGCAAGCAGGGCCGCAUCACCUGCAACGAGGACUUCAAGUUCCUGGCCAAAAAGCUUACCCACCACGUCAUGGUGAAGGAGUUGAAGAACGUACAACAGGUGGAGGAACUAUCAGCCAGCGAGAGCGUCAAGCACAAGGCCAAGUACUAUGUGAAGAAGUACAUGGGACGCUUCGGCGAGACGUACUCGAAGGAGUCGCUGCUGAUGGAGGAGGACGCAGCCGAGGCGGCCCACUGACCCCUGUGAUGUGUAGGCGGUGGCCCAGAAGGGUAGGUUGGCUCCGCACGGAGGGCUGUUGGUAAGGCAGGUCGCCGGGAUAGGUGAGAGGAUGAAGUCAUGAUUGGUGUGCCCUGUGACAGUCGGCAGUCGUGUGGUGGAUCUGUUGGCGGCCUGUCAAUGUGUCAGGCGUGACGGAUGUGACGGAAGUCAGGGUGUUUGGCAAGGUCUGGGGAUGUGUGGUAGGUUUGGUCACACAGCUGGCUCUGAGAAGCCACAUGAGCUGGUGUCUGGUUUAGGGCGGCCCGCGGCCUCUUGCCAUCUAAAAUACCAGCUCCGCCAGUCAGCGGCUGUCGAUCAGCUGAUGAUACUUCCUCACAAACGACAAAAGAACGACGCUGGGGCCUGAGAACGCGACCUAGUGGUUUUGUUUCACACUUGAUAGUUCUAUGAUUGUAUGAUAAUACUUUUAUAUCGUGUACAUACCAGUGUAUGCUCGGCGGUGCAUCGCCCACAACUCGGUAGGCCGAUGAACUGGUUUAUGCGUUGCCCCGGCUGUGUGUGUGUACGGGCCGGCGGCGGAGGCUAGUGUCGUUACCUCUCCCCGAGUCCCGUGCCGUGCCGUGCCGUGCCGUGCCGUGUCCUGUAGUCCGUGACUGUCGGUUUGUGACUGCAGUGCCAACAGUCAGUCGGUCAGAGGCUGCGGCAGUGGCAGCGGACGGCGCGCGCGUGUGAGACCCACUCAAAUGUGUCGGUGCUGUGGAAUUGAUCCAAUCAAGUGCCGCUCGACCAGUACAAUAAACACAUAGACACCUG